Messenger RNA from Hemicordylus capensis (graceful crag lizard), 3156 nucleotides. RefSeq names its product zinc finger protein ZFP2-like. Lineage: Eukaryota; Metazoa; Chordata; Lepidosauria; Squamata; Cordylidae. The transcript is spliced from 6 exons. Bases 366 to 2585 code for a protein of 739 amino acids. Gene Ontology annotation, molecular function: RNA polymerase II cis-regulatory region sequence-specific DNA binding; DNA-binding transcription factor activity, RNA polymerase II-specific. Gene Ontology annotation, biological process: regulation of transcription by RNA polymerase II. The record is from RefSeq and is a predicted model, not a curated record.
UGAAACGUGUUCUCAAUUCUGAACACACGAUCCUAGGCAUGUUUACUCUGAACACUGAGGGAAUCACAGCCUUGGAACUGUGAUUUGAAAAAAGUGCUGGCCUGACACGUUUCAAAGGCAGAAGUGGACCUUCCCAGGCAAGAACCUGCAUUGCCAUUCAGAAAGUGACAUGUUGGCUGACUGGGAGAGGUAGAGAGCUGAAAAUACAGACUUAACCGGAGGAGAAUGUCCUGGAGGUGAAAUUUAACUGUGGGUUGGAGAACUGGAAGACAGAAGCAAAUGUAUCUGCAAAGGAGAGGGCAGCAACAGCCCCACAGCUGGUGAAGGGAGAACAGAACGCAGAUGUCUUUAAAUUGUGGGCAGAGAUGGAAGGUGGAAAAGGUCCACGAAUUGUACAUGCAGGGAGUAUUGGGGAGUUAGAGACUAUGGCAUCUUUGGAGUAUAUUAAGAAAGAACCAGAGGAGGGACUGGAACAGCUCUGGGAAACUCAGUGGCAGGAGUUCCUGAGGACACUGCAGACCUCUGGCUCAGAAUGGGCAAACCCACCAACAUCCAAGGAGCCCAUGCUGUGGGUUGACCCCAAGGCUUUUCUAGUCUCCUUUGAGCAAGUGGCCUCAGCGUGUCGGUGGCCUCAGGACAAGUGGGUGGCCCUCCUCCUGCCAGCCCUCAAUGGAGAGGCCAGGCAGGCCUUCAGAAGCCUCAGUGACCGAGACAGGGGAGACUUCGGGAAGGUGAAGGCCGCCAUCUUGCAAGGGGAGGCCCUCAUGAGGGAGAGGCAGCGCCAGCACUUCCGGCAGUUCUGCUACCAAGAAGUGGAGGGUCCGAGAGCAGUUUAUGGUAGACUCCGGGAACUUUGCUGCCAGUGGCUAAAAGCAGAGAGUCACACGAAAGACGAGAUUCUGGAGCUGCUGAUCCUGGAGCAGUUCCUGACUGUCUUGCCUCAGGAAAUGCAGGGCUGGGUCAAAGGAUGUGGACCUGCAACUUGCACCCAGGCUGUGGUCUUGGCAGAAGAUUUCCUGCAGAAAGAGGCCAUGAGACUUAAAGAGGGGGUGCUGGAGUCUUCGCUGGAAGUUGCCGUGAGUUCGUUGGAGGCAGGCGAGGUUCCACUGCCAGAUACUUGUGACUGUAGCCCAGAGACUAAGCAGGAAUGGGAAGAUAAAAAAUUGCCCGAGAAAGCAGUUAUAGGAUCAGUCUCUUCUACUGACUUAGCGAGAGACUGGACGAUUCUGAGCCAGGGGAUGGUGGAUUUGAGAACCAGAGAGGAGGAGAAAAUGGCUGAAGAGGAAGGGUCUAUGGCAUCCCCAAGCCUGGAAACGAAAAAGCAGAACCACCCAGGUUUCAAAGUGCAGGAGGUGACAGGAAGAAGCCCUCAGGUGCUGGGGACUCGGAAGAAGGUGGCUGUGAAUUCCUCCGAGGUGAACCAAGUGCCGUCUGACUCUUGGAAUGGGGAAUUCAUCAGGGCAGCCAAGAGGGAGCAGGAGGAAGAUGUGGGUUCUGUUGGUGAUGGGCAAGUUCAUGAGAAGAAGAAGGUAGACCUUCCUGAGGAAUGUGCUGAGCGAGUGAAAACAAAGAGUAGCAGCACUCUCCGGUAUUACCAGGAGGGAUCCAGGCUGGAGAAUCAACAAGCAUCGGAGCGCAAUAAAGGAAAUGAUCCACGGAAAAGUACAGAGGAAGCUGCUUUCUAUGCUUUGGAUAGGGAAGAAGCCCAGGAUCAGGACUGUGAGGAAUCAAAAAUUGACACAUGCACCAACGUCAAAAGAAGCUUCCAGCAUGGCUCAGACUGUCUUAAACGCCGAAUAAAGCAUAAAGGAAAGAAGGCGCAUAAGUGUUCUGAGUGUGGGAAAAACUUCAGCCUAAGAACCAACCUCCGGGUACAUGAAAGAACCCAUACGGGAGAGAAACCCUACAAGUGCUCUGACUGUGGGAGAAGCUUCACACACAGCUCCAGCCUCAAGGUGCAUGAGAAAAUUCACUCAGGAGUCAAACCAUAUGUUUGCACAGUUUGUGGGAAGACCUACUAUCACAGCUCAAGCCUGACAACACAUGAGAGACUCCAUACAGGGGAGAAUGUCCACAGAUGCCCACACUGUGAGAAAGUUUUCACCCAUAGCUCAGUCUUCAUAAAACAUGUGAGAAUCCACACAGGAGAGAAACCUUUUAAAUGCUCAGACUGUGGGAAAAGUUUCUCUGAGAAGGGCACUCUUCUCACCCACGAGAAGACCCACACGGGAGAGAGACCCUUUCAGUGUCCCAACUGUGAGAGGAGCUUCAGUCGGAAAUGUGACCUCAUUGCACAUGAGAGAAUCCACACUGAGGAAGACCCCUAUAAGUGCUUGCGCUGUGGGAAAAGUUUCUCCCAGAAGUCCAACCUGGUGAUGCAUGAGAGGAUCCACACAGAUGAGAAUCCGUAUGCCUGCUCGCACUGUGGGAAACGCUUUCGUCGGAAGGGAAACCUGAUGUCCCACAUGCGAAUCCACACGGGAGAGAAACCCUACCAAUGUACAGACUGCGGGAAAAGAUUCUGUCAGAGAGGCAGCCUCACGUCGCAUGAGAAAACCCACUCAAGAGAGAAAAGGACCAUCUAAAAGAUCAAACUGGGGUGGGGUGAAACUACAGUUGUGUGAAUCAGAUAUAGUUUACAACUGUGCUGCAGGGAAUUGUGCGUACUUCAGAAGCGUUCCUUGAAGAGAAAAUCUGUCGGCAAGCUUCCCUGUAAGAGAACAUGCCCACUACUCCUAAUCUCUCAUCACAAAAUGUUGCCACAGGAGAGUCUUUGGGGCAUUCAUUUCCAGGGCAUGAGAGGGAGGGGACCAUAGUGAGACCAAAGAAGUAUUCCCAGAGCUUGGCAUGAACUGAGCUUGUGCUCUAGUAUGUGCCCCAGAAUCUGACAGGAUUCAUCUCCAAAGAAGCAGAUACUGAAUAGGGCUUAAGGACAGCUGUUAUGAGGACAUCAAAUGAGCCCUGCUAGACAGAACCAAAAGUUCAACAUUCAUAUGUACAUAUACUAGUUUAACAAAAUCUAUACCAACUGUAUAUUGCAAAUGUUUCUUUAUCCUGUUGUACCAUCCUGUUGUUACAUUACUGUGUAUUUCUAAUAUUCAAUAAACAUAAAACAUAAUAUUCAAUAAACAAUAAACAUAAAACAUUUUUUUUAAA